GACGUCAUUGGAUGACAGCUAGCUGUCAGAAAGUGAGUUCAUUCCACGGACUCAAGAAGACGGUACGCCGUCGAUAGCUUUUUUUUUUUAGCCUUUCCUUGCAUUUAUCGACAAGAAACAGUGAGACAAGAGGACAAUUCGUUUCCACCGAGCCCGGCCAUGGACGAACAGGCGGGUCCCGGCGUGUUCUUCAACAAUAAUAACAACUCCGUGUUACCCGGCGCUGGUAAAGGACCACUGCCUGAUGGCGACGUAGGGGAGGCGGCUCGGGCGCAGUACAGUAUCCCGGGGAUCUUACACUUCCUGCAGCACGAAUGGGCCCGAUUCGAAGUGGAGCGAGCACAAUGGGAUGUGGAGCGUGCCGAAUUACAGGCUCAAAUCGCUUUCCUACAGGGGGAGAGGAAGGGCCAGGAGAAUUUGAAGAAAGACCUUGUGAGGAGGAUCAAAAUGUUGGAGUAUGCGCUAAAGCAAGAGAGAGCGAAGUACCAUAAAUUGAAAUAUGGGACCGAAUUAAAUCAAGGUGACAUAAAACCGCCAAGCUACGAUUCUGACGAGACAAAUGAGAAUGAGACUUCUGGUUCGUUGAACAAUCAGCUGUCCUGGAAACAAGGCCGUCAGCUCCUCAGACAGUACCUCCAGGAAGUGGGCUACACAGACACUAUCUUAGAUGUAAAGUCACAGCGUGUCCGAGCGUUGUUAGGAUUAGCCGGUGAUGGUAAUGGGAAGACUGGUGAGCGUGUGGGUACAGAGCCGUUGGUCAAUGGGACGGACACAUCGACUAAGGGCAUUGGCACCAGAGGGAAAACUGAGCUCUCGGACACGAGCGCAGUAUUGGAGGCCUUCAAGUUCAUUGAGAAUGCGGCAGCUGAGUUCAGUGACGAGGAUGAAGAUGAAGAUAGUGAGGGAAGGGACAGGCCUAAUGUAGAGUCCAGGACGAUCAUUCGGAAGAAGCCAUCAUCGUCAACGCCGCCAGCUAGCAUGGACACUAGUGAGGACCCGGACACCGAAGAUGCCCUGAAGGGCUUCGACUUCUUGUUGAGUCCUGACGAGAUGGACAUCUCUCCUGAGUGCAGAGGCACAGGCGACGGCACUGACUGGGACAUGGACGAGCAAGGUCCCACAUCUGAGGCCUGGGACAUGGACCCGGUUCUGAUAACCAAACUCAAGGAGCGGUACAGAAAGGAACGCAGGGGGAAAAAGGGGGUGAAGAGACCUAACCGGUCCAAGCUGCAGGACAUGCUGGCUAACCUUAGAGAUGCAGAUGACGUGUCCCACAUGCAGCCUCCCUCCACCACCCAAUCACGGCCCAAUGUGGUGCGCUUUAACGAGCACGAUGGGGGCCGAACUGAUGAAGUUGAGGCGCUCACCUUCCCGCCCACCUCAGGGAAGUCGUUCAUUAUGGGCUCAGACGAGGCCAUGGAGAGUGAGCUGGGCCUGGGUGAGCUGGCUGGGCUCACUGUAGCCAACGAGGCUGAUAGCCUGGCGUACGAUAUUGGCAACAAUAAGGACGCCAUGAGAAAAACAUGGAAUCCUAAAUUUACUCUCCGGAGCCAUUUUGACGGGAUUCGUGCCCUCACCUUCCACCCUGUUGAGCCUGUCCUGAUCACUGCCUCGGAGGAUCAUACGCUCAAGAUGUGGAACCUUCAGAAGACAACUCCAGCCAAAAAGAGUACGUCUUUAGAUGUGGAGCCGAUCUACACGUUCAGGGCCCACAGGGGGGCAGUACUAAGUGUGGUCAUGAGCAGCAGCGGGGAGCAGUGUUUCAGUGGAGGGGUGGAUGGAAGCAUCCAAUGUUGGAACAUGCCCAAUCCCAACAUUGACCCCUAUGACUCCUAUGAUUCAUCAGUGCUGCGUGGGGAGCUGUGUGGACACACAGAUUCUGUUUGGGGCUUGGUGUACAGCAGCGCACACCAGCGCCUCCUGUCCUGCUCAGCUGACGGUACUGUGAGACUGUGGGACGCCAACAGCACUUCUCCCGCCCUCGCAGUGUUCAAUGAAAAUAAAAAGCUGGGAGUUCCCUCAUCUGUGGAUCUGGUGUGCAGUGAACCAGCUCACCUGGUCACGUCCUUCACUAGCGGCGAGAUCGGUCUGUUCAACAUGGAGACCCGCCAGCAGGUCCUCAGUCUGGAGUCCAAUGGAGAGCAAGGUCCUCCCAGUCACAUCAACAAGAUCCUCAGCCAUCCCACACUCCCCGUCACCAUCACCGCACAGGAGGACCGACACAUCAAGUUCUUUGACAAUAACACUGGCAAACUCAUCCACUCCAUGGUGGCCCACCUGGAUGCAGUCACCAGCUUAGCUGUGGACCCAAAUGGACUCUAUCUCAUGUCGGGCAGUCACGACUGCUCCAUCCGCCUGUGGAACCUGGAGAGUAAAACCUGCAUUCAGGAGUUCACGGCUCACAGAAAGAAGUUUGAGGAGUCCAUUCACGAUGUGGCUUUUCAUCCCUCGAAAUGCUACAUCGCCAGCGCCGGGGCGGACGCUCUCGCCAAGGUGUUCGUAUGACGCAGCGCGGCGUCUCUCCCCGUAGCCCCCUCCCCCGACUCAGCCUCCCGCGAUCAGGGACCAAUGGAGGCCCAGGAGGGGAAAAGACCUCCAGGCACGGGUCCAAUCCCACCCCACACCGCCCUCUGGUUUCCUGUCAGACUAUGUAGCUGCAAACAGGGCGGGGCCGACCGGGUGAAGGUGGCGCCGGGAGGCCAGACCCCAGGAGAACUGUCCUCCUCCUGCCCCCCCGUCGAGCAUCCAGGCAGGCCUGGGUGUGAGCGCUCACGGCGCCCUGCAGCAACUACAGACUUCACCUCCACAGCCAGGAGACUCAGGACAAGCGCGAAAGAAGGCGUGUGGAGUGCAAAAAACAAGGUUUCAAGCCGGGCUUCUGCUCCCCAUCUUCAGCCCACACCCCUCAGGCCUUCCCCCCUUAGGCUGUUUUCUCCUGCACUUCCCUGACUGACUCUGCUUGCUGGUCUGCCUUUGUUUUCCUUUUUAAAACACUUGUUGACAAAUGUGCCUUUGCUUUAAAAAGGCCUCGGUGGUGUUAUUUUAACAAGCUUGUUUCGAGGGGGACGGCAGAGAAACCAAUCCACAAUAUUGCUGAUCUUAACAUCGGGGUGUUAAAUGACAAAUGCUUAUAAUAAACAAAAUAUAUAUUCAGUCUUAAAAUUAACUGUGCAGUGUGAGUUUGAGUGCUCCUUUUUGAUAAAUGUCUUUGGAAAAUCAGUUCUGUGCGUUUCAAGGCAAAGCUGGUGGAGUGCCGCAGAGCAGAUACACUAUAUUGUCUGUUUGGUAGAUUCUUGUACACUUAAGUAAGAUCAAUGUACAAAUAUUUGUGUCUAAAGUCAACCACUUUUGGUUAUACUAUUACAAUGAACAAGUUGGAUAUUUUAGGAAGAACUAAUUUUGGGCCAGUUUGCUCUCGUUCCAAUUGAAUGGCUUGUACUGUUUGUAGUCCCCCGCCCACCUGUGUGGACAUGCUUGAUUACAACGUGAUGUGUCAUGUCCACACAGUGACAGUAGUCUAGUGUUUAGCAGGAACUUAGUGCAGUACUUUAGGACUCUUUUCAAACCGCAUCUAACACAUUUCCUGCAAGUUCUAACCCUACUGUAAAGUGUGAGGAGACCAAUCAAGUUGAUGAAGAGUGCAGCAUCAAACGAGCCAUUUUCUCAGUCACUGGUUUGUAAAUCAAAGCGAUGUUCAAAAUAAAACCUGCUGUAAACUAUCAACAA
Messenger RNA from Nerophis lumbriciformis (worm pipefish), 3726 nucleotides. Lineage: Eukaryota; Metazoa; Chordata; Actinopteri; Syngnathiformes; Syngnathidae. The record is from RefSeq and is a predicted model, not a curated record.